Molecule: messenger RNA, 3229 nt
Organism: Tripterygium wilfordii
Lineage: Eukaryota; Viridiplantae; Streptophyta; Magnoliopsida; Celastrales; Celastraceae
Product: chaperone protein ClpB1
Exons: 7
Coding region: 297-3026 (909 amino acids)
Biological process (GO): cellular response to heat
Cellular component (GO): cytoplasm
Molecular function (GO): ATP binding; ATP hydrolysis activity
Source: RefSeq, a predicted model, not a curated record
UUGUGGAUUCGUUUCAAAGCUAUUUCUCUAAAGCGUCCUUUGCAGCUAAGGAGAACGAACUCUCACUCACUCUUCAUCGGUUUGUCCUUGCAAUAGUAUAUAUGAAUGUAUUGUGCAAGAUUUGUUCUCUUAAUUUUGUCGUGUUCAAGGUUUGGAUUCUAAUGGAAGUGUAUGAGAAUUCGGUUAUGGGUUUUUUAUUUAUGUUUUACUUGAUACGGGAAUUGUUAAAUUUUAGUCCGAUUCAAGCUGCGGAGACAAAGUGAAAGUAGAAGUUGCUUUAGGUGACAAGGGGAAAGAUGAAUCCUGAUAAAUUCACGCACAAGACCAAUGAGGCACUUGCUGAGUCUCAUGAGCUGGCAAUGAACUCCGGUCAUGCCCAGUUCACUCCUCUUCAUCUCGCUGUGUCUUUAAUAUCAGAUCCUACUGGCAUCUUUAGACAAGCUAUUGCUAAUGCUGGUGGUGAAGAUGCUGCAAAGGCAGCAGAAAGAGUCUUCAAUCAGGCCUUGAAGAAACUCCCAUCCCAGACACCUCCUCCAGAUGAAUUCCCAGCAAGUACCUCUCUCAUUAAGGUGAUCAGGAGAGCUCAAGCUGCACAAAAAGCUCGCGGUGACACACAUUUGGCUGUUGAUCAGUUAAUAUUAGGCCUUCUGGAAGAUUCCCAGAUUGGGGAUUUGUUGAAGGAGGCUGGUGUUUCUCCUGCAAUGGUGAAAUCUGAGGUUGAAAAGCUUAGAGGGAAAGAAGGGAAGAAGGUGGAAAGUGCCUCUGGGGAUACUACAUUUCAAGCUCUGAAGACUUAUGGGAGAGACCUUGUUGAAGAUGCUGGAAAGCUUGAUCCUGUUAUUGGCCGAGAUGAAGAAAUCAGAAGGGUUAUAAGGAUUCUUUCGCGGAGAACUAAGAACAACCCUGUACUGAUUGGAGAGCCUGGAGUUGGUAAAACUGCCGUUGUGGAAGGCUUGGCUCAGAGAAUUGUGAGAGGGGAUGUGCCAAGUAAUCUUGCUGAUGUUAGGGUGAUUGCAUUGGAUAUGGGAGCUCUAGUGGCUGGAGCAAAGUAUAGAGGAGAGUUUGAGGAGAGGUUAAAGGCUGUGUUAAAAGAAGUGGAAGAUGCAGAGGGAAAAGUUAUACUGUUUAUCGAUGAGAUACACCUUGUUCUUGGCGCUGGUAGGACAGAGGGGUCUAUGGAUGCGGCUAACCUUUUCAAGCCAAUGCUUGCAAGAGGUCAGCUUCGGUGCAUUGGUGCUACUACGCUCGAGGAGUACAGGAAAUAUGUGGAGAAAGAUGCUGCAUUCGAGAGAAGAUUCCAACAAGUCUAUGUGGCAGAGCCUAGUGUUCCUGACACAAUCAGCAUCCUUCGAGGGUUGAAAGAGAAGUAUGAGGGCCAUCAUGGUGUUCGAAUCCAGGACCGAGCUCUUGUGGUUGCGGCGCAGCUGUCUAGCCGAUAUAUCACUGGGCGCCAUCUCCCUGACAAGGCGAUUGAUUUAGUUGAUGAAGCCUGUGCAAAUGUGAGGGUCCAGCUUGAUAGUCAGCCUGAAGAAAUUGAUAAUCUUGAAAGGAAGAGAAUACAAUUGGAAGUUGAACUUCAUGCACUUGAGAAGGAGAAGGAUAAAGCUAGCAAAGCUCGACUUGUUGAAGUCCGAAAAGAGGUCGAUGAUCUCAGGGAUAAGUUACAGCCUUUAUUGAUGAAAUACAGGAAGGAAAAAGAAAGGACUGAUGAGAUCAGAAGGCUCAAGCAGAAGCGAGAGGAGCUCCUGAUUGCUCUGCAAGAGGCAGAGAGAAGAUAUGAUUUAGCCAGAGCUGCAGACUUGCGAUAUGGGGCAAUUCAGGAAGUUGAAGCUGCGAUUGCACAGUUGGAAUCUAACACUGAUGAGAACGUAAUGUUAACAGAAACUGUGGGGCCAGAACACAUUGCAGAAGUGGUGAGCCGAUGGACUGGCAUUCCUGUCACUAGGCUUGGCCAAAAUGAGAAAGAGAGAUUGAUUGGUCUCGCUGAGAGGUUGCAUAAGAGAGUAGUAGGACAAGACCAAGCAGUGAGUGCUGUCGCUGAGGCUGUAUUGAGGUCAAGGGCAGGACUAGGAAGGCCACAACAACCUACUGGUUCCUUCCUUUUCCUUGGUCCAACAGGUGUUGGUAAGACUGAACUUGCCAAGGCCCUCGCUGAACAGCUUUUCGAUGAUGAGAAUCUUCUAAUCAGAAUAGACAUGUCUGAGUACAUGGAGAAGCACUCUGUGUCUCGGCUUAUUGGUGCUCCUCCAGGAUAUGUUGGUCAUGAGGAAGGAGGCCAACUUACAGAGGCUGUAAGGCGUAGACCUUACAGUGUUGUGCUGUUUGAUGAGGUGGAAAAGGCACACAUUUCUGUAUUCAAUACUCUUCUUCAGGUUUUGGAUGAUGGAAGGUUAACAGAUGGCCAAGGACGCACUGUCGACUUCAGGAACACAGUGAUAAUCAUGACUUCAAAUCUUGGAGCGGAGCACCUCCUCUCAGGACUUACAGGCAAAUGUUCAAUGCAAGUUGCUCAUGAGCGUGUUAGGCAAGAGGUGAAGAUGCACUUCCGGCCAGAGCUGCUGAAUCGGCUUGAUGAGAUUGUUGUUUUUGAUCCUCUAUCCCAUGAGCAGUUGAGGAAAGUAGCUAGGUUACAGUUGAAGGAUGUUGCUAGCCGCCUUGCUGAGAGAGGAAUUGCGUUGGCUGUUACUGAUGCUGCAUUGGAUUAUAUACUGGCCGAGAGUUAUGAUCCUGUAUAUGGUGCUCGUCCUAUAAGGAGAUGGCUUGAGAAGAAGGUGGUGACAGAGCUAUCAAGGAUGCUGAUACGUGAGGAGAUUGAUGAGAAUUCAACUGUCUACAUUGAUGCAGGACCAAAUGGGAAGGACUUGGUCUACCGCGUGAAGAAAAACGGUGGACUUGUGAACGCGGAAACUGGGCAGAAAUCUGAUGUGCUGAUUCAAAUACCCAAUGGACCAAGGAGUGAUGCUGCUCUGGCCGUGAAAAAGAUGAUGAUCCAAGAGGUGGAUGAGGAUGAUGAGAUGAUUGAAUAAGUCCUUUGUAAAACAAUGCUAAUGGAGAAACCUUUGGUGCUAUGUAAAGAGUUCCAGCUUUGAGUCAUUCUGGGGUUUCUAGCCCCUGCUUUUGUCAAGCAGACAAAUACAGACUGGAUGAAAACAUUACGAGAAAUGCUUGAAAAAUAUAAGAAUUUGAUGUCUGAGUUCAUGAAGUUCAGUCUCAGAUUUUAAACGGUGAA